Messenger RNA from Entrophospora candida, 470 nucleotides. The record is from the annotation of a GenBank genome assembly. NCBI's taxonomy places the organism in Eukaryota, Fungi, Glomeromycota, Glomeromycetes, Entrophosporales, Entrophosporaceae.
AUGCGGUUUCCAUACUACAUUAUAUCAGUUUUUAUCUUAGCUUUAUUUGUUUCUUAUAACCCAACAUUAUGUCACGUAUACAAACAUUCUCCAGAAAAACUUAUAAACAGCCAUUUAUUUUACAUUGAACCAGCACGGACUGCCUUUUCUCGUGAUAUCAAACCAAUAAGUUAUCCUGAUAAAUGUAAAUUAAAACAGUUGCAUUUGAACACUAGACACGGGUCGAGAUAUCCAACUCCAGAUGAAAUUAAUGGUUAUGAAAAAUUGGAAAAAACAUUUGCUAAUGUUUCUAUUGCAAAAGAAUGGUAUAAAAAUGUUUUCCCAAUGAGGAAAAACCUUCAAUUGAUCAAACAAGGAGAAAUUGAACAGUAUUUUGACAGUUUACAAUCUCGUCAAAGAUAUGCAAAAUUUUGGAAAGGAGUUAAAUAUGACCCCGAAGUUAUAAAAUUCCAAAGUACUGCUACUUCAAG